AUGGUGCGGCUCGAAAAGGAGAAGCCAGAAAUGGAGCCAAGAGACCAGUGGAAUAAUAAAAUGGAGUUUAUGCUCUCCAUGUCUGGGAAGAUCAUCGGCCUGGGCAAUGUCUGGAGAUUCCCUUAUCUCUGUUACAAAAAUGGAGGUGGUGCCUUCUUUAUCCCCUACCUCAUCUUCGUCUUCACCUGUGGGAUCCCCAUGUUCUUCCUGGAGACAGCAAUAGGACAGUACACCAGCCAGGGAGGGGUCACCGCCUGGAGGAAGAUCUGCCCUCUCUUUGAAGGAAUUGGUUAUGCCUCACAAGUCAUCGAAUCCUAUCUGAAUAUCUACUACAUUGUCAUCCUAUCUUGGGUUAUCUUCUACCUGUUCAGCUCCUUUACUGCUGUGCUUCCCUGGGCCACCUGUAAUAAUCCUUGGAACUCAGAUCGCUGCGUGGACUUUCUGAAUCACUCUAACGUGGAGAACUGGACAGCGCCUGCUAAUGCCACGUCCCCAGUAACUGAGUUCUGGGAGAAGCGAGCCCUGGGGCUCAGAGAUGGUAUUCACAAUCUGGGCACUGUGCGCUGGGAGCUGGCUCUCUGCCUCCUGCUCGCCUGGGUCAUCUGCUACUUCUGCAUCCGGAAAGGAGUCAAGUCCACAGGCAAAGUUGUUUACUUCACUGCCACAUUUCCCUACUUGAUGCUUUUUGUCUUGCUGAUUCGAGGGGUCACCCUGCCUGGUGCUGCUGAGGGGAUCAUGUUCUACCUGAGGCCAGACAUUUCCAGGCUUGCAGACCCACAGGUGUGGAUGGAUGCAGGCACUCAGAUCUUCUUCUCUUAUGCUAUCUGCCAGGGGUGCCUGACAGCCUUGGGCAGCUACAACAAGUACAAUAACAACUGUUACAAGGACUGCUUCAUACUAUGUUUCCUGAGUAGUGCCACCAGCUUUGUGGCCGGCUUUGCUAUCUUCUCUGUGCUGGGCUUCAUGGCACAAGAACAGGGCGUGCCCAUUUCAGAAGUGGCCGAGUCAGGUCCGGGCCUAGCAUUCAUUGCGUAUCCAAAGGCUGUAAUGAUGAUGCCUGUGUCUCAGCUCUGGUCCUGCCUAUUCUUCCUUAUGCUGAUCUUUCUGGGACUGGACAGCCAGUUCGUCUCUGUUGAGAGCCUGGUGAUGGCCAUUGUCGACAUGUACCCAAAAGUUCUCCAGAAGAAAGGGCACCGGGAGCUGCUGAUCCUGGCCGUUGCAGUCAUAUGCUACCUACUUAGCCUGAUGCUAGUCACUGAGGGUGGAAUGUACAUCUUCCAGCUGUUUGAUUAUUAUGCUGCCAGCGGUACGUGCCUACUGUUCCUGGCCAUUUUUGAAGUCAUCUGUGUUGGCUGGGUGUAUGGUGCAGACCGUUUCUAUGACAACAUCGAGGACAUGAUUGGUUAUCGGCCAUGGCCGCUGAUUAAGAUGUGCUGGCAGGUUGUCACCCCUGGUGUUUGCCUGGCCACUGUGGAUACCUCGGAGGAGCAUGAGCUAGAGACCCCGGCCAUGAAAAGUGAGGAGAAGGAGCGGAGAGAAUUAGCGAGGAACUCCAGCGAGGCUGUGAGCCAGGACCUGUUCGAGACUCCAUCACAGAAGACAGUCCUGCCAGCCACCCACCUGCCCGGAGCCAAGAACGUCCUGGCAGAUCGCCUCAGCAGGACCUUCUCAUCUCGCCAUGAAUGGUCACUUCAUCCACAGGUGGUCAGUCUGAUCUUCUGCAGGUGGGAGACUCCCCAGGUGGACCUGUUCGUGUCCAGACAGAACAAGAAGUGCAACGUGUUCUGUUCUCUGCUGGGCAGGGACAAGGGCUCCCUGUCGGAUGUUAUCUUGAUUCUGUGGUCGGGAGCGCUCAUGUACGCCUUCCCACCAGUGCUGGAAAUACACAGAGUCCUGCUCAAGGUAAAGCAAGACAAAGGAUUGAUCAUUCUCAUAGCCCUGGCGUGGUCUCGUCAUCACUGGUUCAGCAUGCUGCUGAGUCUCUCGGCAGCCACCCGGCUGCAGCUGCCUCUUCGACCGGAUCUCCUGUCACAGAACUAUGGCAACCUGCUGCACCUGAACCUGGUGUUGCUGCACUUGACGGCUUCGCUGCUGCAUGGUUAA
Messenger RNA from Emys orbicularis (European pond turtle), 2103 nucleotides. Its product is annotated as sodium- and chloride-dependent betaine transporter-like. Gene Ontology annotation, cellular component: plasma membrane. NCBI's taxonomy places the organism in Eukaryota, Metazoa, Chordata, Testudines, Emydidae. Bases 1 to 2103 code for a protein of 700 amino acids. Gene Ontology annotation, biological process: sodium ion transmembrane transport. The transcript has 14 exons. The record is from RefSeq and is a predicted model, not a curated record. Gene Ontology annotation, molecular function: gamma-aminobutyric acid:sodium:chloride symporter activity.